This is a messenger RNA of Elgaria multicarinata webbii, 5113 nucleotides long. It is a transcript of the gene TRAF6, whose product is annotated as TNF receptor associated factor 6. The record is from RefSeq and is a predicted model, not a curated record. Lineage: Eukaryota; Metazoa; Chordata; Lepidosauria; Squamata; Anguidae. The transcript is spliced from 7 exons. The coding region runs from base 117 to 1754 and encodes 545 amino acids. Gene Ontology annotation, molecular function: ubiquitin protein ligase activity; tumor necrosis factor receptor binding; zinc ion binding. Gene Ontology annotation, biological process: tumor necrosis factor-mediated signaling pathway; lipopolysaccharide-mediated signaling pathway; innate immune response.
GUCGCCUCCCCUUUCCCGUCAUUAGUCAGUUCUCGGGGCAUUUUCGCAGGCGGCCGAUGAGUUGUCUCGGGGAGACGUGACGGCUGAGGUUGCCCUCUGGCACGCUACAAAUUACUAUGAGUCUACUACAUAGUCACACCAGCUUUGAAAACAGCAAUCAGGAGACUGGCUGCUGUGCAGCCAUGGCCAGUGCUUGCAGCGCUGGAGCCAAAGAGGAGAGCAUCAAUGCUACUGUCAGCAAUGGCACCGGUGGAACACUUUCAAACUCUUUCAUGGAGGAAACCCAGGGCUAUGAUGUGGAAUUUGACCCACCACUGGAAAGUAAAUAUGAAUGCCCGAUCUGUUUAAUGGCUCUCCGGGAAGCAGUGCAAACACCAUGUGGACACCGUUUCUGCAAAGCUUGCAUUGUCAAAUCCAUAAGAGAUGCUGGACAUAAAUGUCCAGUAGACAAUGAAAUUUUACUAGAACAUCAACUCUUUCCUGACAACUUUGCAAAAAGGGAAAUCCUCUCGCUGAUGGUGAAAUGUCCGAACAAGGGCUGUAAUCAGAAGAUGGAACUAAGGCAUUUAGAGGACCAUCAGUUACAUUGCGGCUUUGCUUCAGAAAAAUGUCCCCAAUGCCAAGACAUUUUCCAGAAGAAUCAACUACAAGAACACAUGAAGCUACAGUGUCCUCGGCGACAAAUAUUUUGUCCAAACUGUGGUAAUGAUAUGACUUACGAGGAAAAAGAGGUUCAUGAUGAAAUCUGUCCUUUAGCAAAUGUCUGCUGCGAAUAUUGUAAUACAGGACUAAUCAGAGAACAGCUGCCUAAUCACUAUGAUAAUGAUUGCCCUACUGCUCCAGUACCAUGUACUUACAGUUUUUUUGGAUGUCCAGAAAAAAUGCAGAGAAAUGAGUUGGCACGCCAUAUGCAGGAGUUCACUCAGGUUCAUAUGAGAAUGAUGGCUCAGACUCUCCGUAGUGUCAGUAUUACUACCCCAACUUCCAUGAAUUUCGCUGGAGGUUUGCCCUUUGACCCAUCACUCUUCUCUCAAGCCUCAUGUGAAUGUAGCCCCGAAGUCCAGAACUUCAAGGAGACCAUUCAGCAAUUGGAAGGUCGCUUGGUAAGACAAGAUCAUCAAAUCCGAGAACUCAUUGCGAAGAUGGAGACCCAAAGCUCCCAAAUGGGGAAUCUCAAAUGCACCAUCCGAAAUCUAGAGGAAAAAAUUACUGAAAUACAGGCACAGCAGUGUAACGGUAUUUUCCUAUGGAAGAUUGAGAAUUUCAGUAUUUAUCUGAAAGCCCAAGAAGAGGAAAGGCCCGUUGUGAUCCACAGCCCAGGUUUCUAUACAGGAAGACCUGGCUACAAACUUUGUUUGCGACUACACAUCCAGUUGCCAAAUGCUCAGCGCUGUGCUAACUAUAUUUCCCUUUUUGUUCACACUAUGAAAGGAGACUAUGACAGUCAUCUGCCUUGGCCAUUCCAGGGCACUAUACGACUUUCUAUUCUGGAUCAAACAGAAGGUCCUACUAGACACAACCAUGAAGAAGUAAUGGAUACCAAGCCUGACCUACUAGCCUUCCAGCGUCCAACAGCCUAUCGCAACCCAAAAGGUUUUGGAUAUGUGACUUUUAUGCAGUUGCAGGCACUAAAACAAAGAACAUAUAUAAAAGACGAUACCCUCCUGGUACGCUGUGAGGCUUUAACGCGCAUGGACAUAACCAGUCUCCGAAGAGAGGGUUUCCAGCCUCGUAGCACAGAUGGGACGGCGUAGUCCACCAAUCUUCAGCUUUUUCUCUUUCAUUGCGAGAACUUCUGCAAAUAAAUAAAGGGAUUUAUGAGCAUUGCAACUCCUAAAAAUGAAUAAAGGGAUUCAUGACAAUUGAAGAUCUCUGAAACAGAAAUAAAACUGCCAUUCUGAGAAGAUGGCAAAUUUUUCAGGGAAUGGAAGUGUUUCCUCUUUACUAUUUAGAAUAUAAAGGAAUGAUGAUGUGCACCCUGUUGUUCUUAAUAAGUAAGCUACAAAACUGACUGCUGUGCUAUCAGGAAGUGAUAUUUAUUUGUGUUUUUUUAAUGCUUGCAUUAGAGCAGUACCAUUUCUAUUGUGGUGGAUGGGUCAAAUUUGACUUUUAUUUGCUUGUAGCAAGGGCUACAGUAUUUAAAGCCAUUGUCUUCAUAUCUGCAUCUCAGAGGAGCAAAAUUAUUUGAAUACCUGACCUGAUACCUUAAUGAGGGCUUUAAGAGGAGAGUAAAUGUUGACCCAGGACAUUAUGCUAAGUAAGCCUUCAGAGUGUCAUAGUAGAAAGAAAUGCUGUUUAUAACCCUGGGGGCAGGAAGCUCAGUAAUCAGUCUGUCAUGCGCCUUUUUAGAAAUCCGAAAUGGGCUUCAGCUUUACAUUGGUAGGCAUUUCUUCACCACUCCCUUCCCAGGGAAUUUAGUAUAGACAGUCAGGUUUUAUUGUUUGUGCCCAAUAGCCAUUACAGAUUUAAUAUUGAGAAUCCAUUCUCAACUGCUGCUAGUAUGGUGGUAUGCAUAGAUUUUUUUGAUAUAUCUAAAAGCUCAUUGCAGUACUGUUCUAGAGAAGCUCAAUGACUCACUGGUCUCGUUAACUUAUCCCUUCAUAGUAAUAAUUAAAGAGGUCUUCAGGUGUCCUUGUCUUCACCCAUUUGCCUUUCUACGUAGCUGUUUUGUUUGCACUGUUAAUCUUAUCGCUGGUCCAAUUGCAUUUUUGCACUUAAAAUGAUGGCCUUUAGUGGCGAUAUAGAAUUGUACAAAUGUUCUGUUUCAUUUUGUAUCAGAAAGUAUAGAUGCAAAAAGCAAAUGGAAAUCUCCGUUUCCUUGAUACUGAAUUUUCCUUCUUAGCUGACUCUUCACAGUCAAAAGUUGUUUUGCUGAAUGUGUUUAGUUCGUAUAGUUCUCGGUAGAUGACUCUCCACAGCCAUAAGUUGGCUGAUCUGAUUAGAGUCACGGGUGUCGCAUCUGAGCCAUACGUGUCCAUAAAGUGAAUAGUAUAAUUUAAGGAAGCUCUUUUUAUGUCCAUUAUUCUGUCUGUGCACAGCAAUAAACAUAGAACGGUGCUAGACUGGUGCACAAUCUCCUCGCUACUGCUAAUUGGCCUGCAUGUCCUGUGAAACUUGUAAAUUUUGCGUAAAGAAACCUCUGGUCCAAAUUCAGUGGUGCUGGCAUUCCAGUUGGUAGAUAACUAUAGUACCCUCAACAAUAACUCUGUGACUUUAACACAAAGGGUAAAUAAUAUGACCAUUAGCACAACAGGGAGUUACUGCUUCCUAGAGCAGCUGGAAACUGGCCAAAAACAGCAGUUAUACAAUGGAGCGUGUAGAAGGGAGUUACAUUCAUAGAAUAGCAGAGUUGGAAGGGCCAUCGAGUCCAACCCCUUGCUCAAUGCAGGAAUCUACCCUAAAGCAUACCUGACAGAUGGUUGUCCAGCUGCCUCUUGAAUGCCUCUAGUGUGGGAGAGCCCACAACCUCCCUAGGUAACUGGUUCCAUUGACCUGUCUCAUUCCAGAAAUGCUGGCUUUGGCUAUUUUGGGGGGCUAUUCUCAAAAACGCUGGCUUCCUGUCUUGCUAGUGAGCAUUCCCAUUAGCACCUAAUGAGCAGUGGUGGAAUACCAGCUUUGGCCACUGCCCGAUGAAUAGUGGAGUGAUGAGCUUGGCUCUCAUGUAGGAAAAAGUAAAGACAUCUUCCAUAUUGGAAUAAGAGGAGGGUUCAACAAAGUCAUAGUAUUUGAGAUCCUAUUCACUGCAGCCCUCCCUAGUGCUAUAAAUGAAUAUGUAGCAGUACAGUUUUUUGACUUGAUCUUUCUUUCAUCCUUACAAAACCAUUCAAUGCAGUGUACUUAACAUCCCAAAUGAGUGCAAUUUUAAAGUACACAUUAGCGUUAGGAUUCCAGACUGGAGACAAGACUGGCAAGAUGUCCCAAGCAUUUGGCAGGUAAAUGAAGCAUUCUUAAGCACAAUGGCAGCAGAGUAUUCACUGCUAAAUUGUGCAUGUAAAAUGAAUGAAAUAAUUAAGAUUGGAUUAUGGGUUGGUAGAUUUUGUGAUGUCAAAUACUCUAGUACUUUUCAUCUGCCACCUUCUGCUUUAUUUUUUCACAACUGUGCAUGAACAAAAAUUUAUGGGGCCUCUUCCCAAACAAUUCUUUUGCCUGUACUGAAAUCUGCAUUGUUUUGAAGAGCCAGAUGGCUAUUCAGAGUACAGACAUUUAUAAGUGCCACUUUAUGCACUAGAAAUGUCUUUGUUCUACUUUCUUCUUGUGAAAAGGCACAAUGUUCUCUACUUACAAAAGAGCAGAUCUUGGAUUUUUGUAUAAAGAAGAAGAACCCUAAUGCAGCAAUCCUAUACUCACUUGGAAGCUCAGUGAGACUUACUUCUAAGUAAAUUUGUGCCGUACAAGCUAAGAAGGAAAUGCUCGUGAAAUUAAGACAUUUCAUAUAUAAAUACUUGCUGCAAUGCUAUUACUGAUAUUGCUGUCCACUGCUACGCAGUUUGUUGCAUUUUCAUAACAUAUUGCCUUAAAAGAAUACAAACUUCUUGACAGAAAAGGCAGCCAUGUUCCUUCUUCCCGAGCUGAGCCUUUGGUUUUGGAUAAUUUCUUACUACAGAAACUAAACUAAUAAUUUCUCAUCUAGUUAAUGCAUGAGUCCUCCUGUAGAUUCAGAUUUUUUUAGUUGCAGUGUUUUCAGUUGCCAUCUCAAAUUCUUGAUUAGUCCCUCUAAUGAAAACAAAACAAAACAACAGGUUGUUUUUUUAGAACUAGUUAUUGUUUGCAGGUUUUAAAAAAAGCUUUAGGUCAUUAUCCAAUGCAACACUAUUGCUAACAUAACCAACAUGGCAUUAGUGUAUGUUAUAUAAGUGCAAUACCAAGAGCGAUUGCUGUCUGACAAGUUUUCUGGGGGGAAUCUAUCGCACCAGCAAGUGCUAUUAGUCCUGCGCUAGAGAUACUUUAUGCUAGUGUAGUGUCACUUAUGUUAAUGGUAGUGUUGCAUCACAUACUGCUCUUAGUAUUUCAUAGCACAGCCUUAUGCAUGUCUACUCAAAAGUUCCAUUGAGUUCAAUGGGACUUAGUCCAGGUAAAUGUAUAUAGGAUUGCAGCCUCAGCUUAACUUCAAAAA